Molecule: messenger RNA, 2113 nt
Organism: Dromiciops gliroides (monito del monte)
Lineage: Eukaryota; Metazoa; Chordata; Mammalia; Microbiotheria; Microbiotheriidae
Product: zinc finger protein OZF-like
Exons: 6
Coding region: 427-2028 (533 amino acids)
Biological process (GO): negative regulation of transcription by RNA polymerase II
Molecular function (GO): DNA-binding transcription repressor activity, RNA polymerase II-specific
Source: RefSeq, a predicted model, not a curated record
GGAGGGGCGGUGUUGGUGGAUUUCAGUCGGGGCUGGGACCUCGUGGCAGCGCAGAAGCCCCGGGCCUGGCGCGCUGGUCUCUGCUCGAGGACAGCCGGGCUUCCCUCUCCUGGCACGGACACGUGUCCUCUCUCCAGUGCCUUUAAUAGAUGCCGAAUGCCCAGACGGGGGCCAGGUGAAGGGACCCCCCCGCACUGGGUUUGACCCGUCCCAGCCCUCCGAACGGACCCGCCAGGAGACAGAGAGGAGUCUCUGGCGGCGCUCAAUCUCUGGGGGUUGACUUAGUUGUAGUCUGGCGUCUGGGAACCUGGCAGAGCACAUGUUUCGUCCUCUGUUCCAGACGCUGAAUUACUGCAGUCUGAACGGGUUGGCCAGUUUGCUGACAAUCAAAGCUUAUUCCAAGGAGAGAGCCUGGGACCAGAGAGGAUGGCUCCAGGGACCCAGAGACCCUCAUCCCAGGAGUUGGUGACCUUCAAGGAUGUGGCUGUGGAUUUCACCCAGGAGGAGUGGCGCCUCUUGGAUCAUUCUCAGAGAGAGCUGUACAAGGAGGUCAUGCUGGAGAAUGUCCAGAACCUGCUCUCUGUGGGAUUUCCAGUUUCUAGAGAAGAUUUGCCUCCCCCUUUCCAGGAAGGGGAAGCACCAGGGAUGGUAGAAGAAAAAGGUGCAAGGAGCUCCUGUCCAGGUGCAGAGACCAGGUUUGAAAUGAAGGAGAUGACUACAAAGGUGGGCAUUCUUGUGGAAGAAUGUUUCUAUCAUAGAUUUCAGAGUAAAAAUGGUGCCUGUGACUUCAGUUUGAGAGAAAUCUGUGGCUCUAAUACCAAGGUGGAUAAAAAUACUAAGAGUAUCUGGGAAUUUGGUGAAAUUGGAGAGGCCUUCACACAGUCUUCAGUCUUAAAUAACAGGAAGAGAAGGACUUCAUGGAAUGAAGAUGUUCAGGACAGACAAGUUAAUAAAUGGUUUCCUAAACAACUCAAGCCUUUUAAGGCUCAUGAGAAGUCCCUUCCAAUGCAAAUGGAUCAAAGUAAUCAUCUGGAAAUGGCCUUGAAUUUAAAUUCUGAUCUCAUUAGACAUCAGAAAAAAAAGAAAUGUUAUGAAUGUAAUCAGUGUGGAAAGACUCUCACAGAAAGAUCCAGUCUUGUUAGACAUAAGAGAAUCCACACUGGAGAGAAACCUUAUAAAUGUAAUCAGUGUGGAAAGGCUUUCAUAGAGAAGUCCAAUCUUGUUACACAUCAGAGAAUCCACACUGGAGAGAAACAUUAUGAAUGUUAUCAGUGUGGAAAGAUUUUCAGAAGGAGUUCCAAUCUUGCUAAGCAUGAGAAAAUCCACACUGUUGAGAAUACUUAUGAAUGUAAUCAUUGUGGAAAGACUUUCACAAAGAGUUCCCUUCUUGCUGAACAUCAGAGAAUCCACACUGGAGAGAAACCUUAUGAAUGUAGUCAGUGUGGAAAGGCUUUUGCACAGCUUUCUGGUCUUUCUAAACAUCAGAAAGCCCACACUGGAGAGAAACCUUUUGAAUGUUUUCAGUGUGGGAAGGCUUUCAUACAGCAUUAUCAUCUUGCUGUACAUCAGAGAAUCCACACUGGAGAGAAACCAUUUGAAUGUCAUCAGUGUGGGAAGGCUUUCACAAUGAGGUCCACUCUUGUUGCACAUCAGAGAAUCCACACUGGAGAGAAACCUUUUGAGUGUAAUCACUGUGAAAAGGCUUUCACAGAGAGGUCCACUCUUAUUAAGCAUAAGAGAAUCCACACUGGAGAGAAACCUUUUGAGUGUAAUGACUGUGGAAAGACUUUCACAGAGAGUUCUAGUCUUACUAAGCAUAAAAGAACCCACACUGGAGAGAAACCUUAUGAAUGUAAUCAGUGUGGAAAGGCUUUCACAUUGAGCUCUAAUCUUUCUGCACAUCAGAGAAUCCAUGCUGGAGAGAAACCUUAUAAAUGUUAUCAGUGUGGAAAAGCUUUCACACAGAGUUCCAGUCUUCAUAAGCAUAAGAGAAUCCACACUGGAGAGUACCUUUUGAAUGCAAUCUAGGGAGAGCAGUGGUAUAUGCCUAGGAAUCAGGGGGACCAGAGUUCAAAUCCGGCCUCAGAUACUUAACACUUACUAGCUGUGUGAC